AUGGGUAAUCUUCCGUCAACUCGCAUUUCUGAAUCACCUCCAUUUUUCAAUACAGGUGCUGAUUAUACCGGUCCAUUUUCAGUAAAGGACAGAAACGGGCGAGGUUGCAAGAUUGCUAACACCGGAAUUCAAUGGCACUUUAUUCCGGCUUACACACCCCACUUCGGAGGGAAUUGGGAACGCGGAGUGAAAUCAGGCAAACACUAUCUAAAAAGAGUAGCUGGAGAGGCAAUUUUAACGUUUGAAGAAUUUGCAACUUUGCUUACACAGAUCGAGGCAAUACUCAACUCCCGACCUUUGACUCCCUUAUCUAGUGAUCCCAACUACUUAAGUCCUAUCAUUCCAGCCAACUUUCUGAUUGGACGAACGUUUUCUUCUUUAGCUUACCCUGAUUUGUCACACGUGAGUCAAGGAAGACUAUCAAACUGGCAACGAAUUCAACAACUUCAGCAGCACCUGUGA
Messenger RNA from Belonocnema kinseyi, 462 nucleotides. RefSeq lists its product as uncharacterized. Gene Ontology annotation, molecular function: nucleic acid binding. NCBI's taxonomy places the organism in Eukaryota, Metazoa, Arthropoda, Insecta, Hymenoptera, Cynipidae. The transcript has 2 exons. The record is from RefSeq and is a predicted model, not a curated record. Bases 1 to 462 code for a protein of 153 amino acids.